AUGUUCGGCUGCAAGUGCGUCGGCAUGUCUGAAGAGCGCGCAGCUUUACCUGAUCUCCGCUGGCCCCCUGCCCUCCUGCACUCAGCCGAGGAAUGGGAUGCCAUCACAGAGAUGGAUGAGCAGAACCGGCCCAUCCACACCUUCCAGGUGUGCCACGUAAUGGAGCCAAACCAAAACAACUGGCUGCGCUCGAGCUGGAUCGCGCGGCAGGAGGCACAGAGGAUCUACGUCGAGCUGCGCUUCACGCUGCGCGACUGCAACAGCAUCCCGUGGGUAUCGGGUACAUGCAAAGAGACCUUCAACCUGCACUACCUGGAGACGGACGAGCCUCACAGCCACUUCCGUCCCUCCGACUACGCCAAGAUAGACACGAUUGCGGCCGAUGAAAGCUUUACGCAGACUGACGUAGGCGAACGAGUUCUCCGGUUGAACACGGAGGUGCGUGAGCUAGGGCCCGUGCGCACCAAAGGCUUCUACCUCGCCUUCCAGGACGUGGGCGCAUGCAUCGCCCUGCUCUCAGUGCGCGUCUACUACAAGAAGUGUCCGUCCACGCUGAGGAACCUGGCCGCCUUCCCCGACACGGUGCCACGUGUCCACUCGUCAGCUCUGGUGGAGGUGAGGGGAGCCUGUGUGUUGAACGCCGAAGAGCGAGACACCCCACGACUAUACUGCAGCGCCGACGGGGACUGGCUCGUCCCACUGGGCAGGUGUGUGUGCAGCGUUGGCUAUGAAGAGAGUGACGGCCUCUGUCUGGGUGAGUCUCUCUCUUGAUCACUCUCUCUCACUUACUUGAGUAGAAAUUUGAUAACGAAACCUC
Ictalurus furcatus (blue catfish) is the source of this 817-nucleotide messenger RNA. Its product is annotated as ephrin type-A receptor 6-like. Gene Ontology annotation, cellular component: membrane; neuron projection. Lineage: Eukaryota; Metazoa; Chordata; Actinopteri; Siluriformes; Ictaluridae. Bases 1 to 771 code for a protein of 256 amino acids. The transcript is spliced from 2 exons. The record is from RefSeq and is a predicted model, not a curated record. Gene Ontology annotation, molecular function: protein binding; ATP binding; transmembrane-ephrin receptor activity. Gene Ontology annotation, biological process: axon guidance; cell surface receptor protein tyrosine kinase signaling pathway; protein phosphorylation.